Sodiomyces alkalinus F11 is the source of this 351-nucleotide messenger RNA. RefSeq lists its product as hypothetical. The record is from RefSeq and is a predicted model, not a curated record. NCBI's taxonomy places the organism in Eukaryota, Fungi, Ascomycota, Sordariomycetes, Glomerellales, Plectosphaerellaceae. The transcript has 4 exons. Bases 1 to 351 code for a protein of 116 amino acids.
AUGAAGUAUCAAAAUGUGACUCUCCUCCUCUUCCUCUUGAGUGCGACGGAGAUUUUGGUGAUUCACAGGUGGGAUCGGAGGAAGCUCUUGGAAGUCAAACUCCCCCAACGACGUCAUUACGACAGGGACCACGUCUUGGCCCCGCUUAACACUGUGAACACUCGUUUGUACCUACCACGGAAUAUCUACAUCUUACGGGCAACAGGGAAUCCACCUCAUAUCGACAUGGCCAAGUUGAGCAAGAUCAACAGCUUCACGCUACAGAUACAUACUCAAAUCAACCACUCCACUGUCCCAUACUAUGCCUCUUCGAGGCCUUGCUCUCUCUACUCGUCAAGUCAAAUCCAAUAA